CGUCAGCAUGAGACACGCCUUUGUACCUUUCACAGGAGGGAUGGUAUUAGCAGCAGAUUAUUCCCAGUUGGAGCUCAGAGUGUUGGCUCACCUCUCUAAGGACCGACGUCUGCUACAGGUGUUGAAUGGAGGAGCUGAUGUGUUCCGCUGCAUCGCUGCUGAGUGGAAGAACAUUGAACUGGAGACUGUAGACGACACCCUGAGACAGCAGGCUAAACAGAUAUGUUAUGGUAUAAUCUAUGGGAUGGGAGCCAAAUCUCUGGGGGAGCAGAUGGGGAUCGAGGAGGACGAUGCAGGUGCUUAUAUCGAGAGCUUCAAGGACCGAUACACAGGUAUCCACAGGUUCCUGAAGGAGACAGUGCGUAGCUGUGUGAAGAAGGGUUUUGUCCAGACUCUACUGGGGAGGAGGGAUACCUACCUAACAUCAACAGCAACGGCUACAACAGGAAACAGGAAACAGGUAGUUAACAUCAACAGCAACGGCUACAACAGGAAACAGGUAGUUAACAUCAACAGCAACGGCUACAACAGGAAACAGGUAGUUAACAUCAACAGCAACGGCUACAACAGGAAACAGGUAGUUAACAUCAACAGCAACGGCUACAACAGGAAACAGGUAGUUAACAUCAACAGCAACGGCUACAACAGGAAACAGGCGGAGCGGCAGGCUGUUAACACGACAGUCCAAGGGUCAGCCGCUGACAUCGUUAAACUGGCUACUGUCAACAUCCAGCAAUGUCUUAGAAACACCUACCCUGCUGCUCCUCUCUCACACCAACACACAGAGAGCCGUGGUCAUGGCAGGGCUGUUAAACGUCAUCGUGGGGCGUUUUUCAUCCUGCAGCUUCAUGAUGAACUCAUCUAUGAGACCGCAGAGGAGGACCUCAUACAGGUGGCUCAAAUAGUGAAAAGAGAGAUGGAGAGUGCUGUGAAGCUCUAUGUUAAGCUGAAAGCCAAGGUCAAGGUGGGACCCAGCUGGGGGAACCUGCAGGACCUGGACAUCUGAACAAUGUCCCAAUGAUCUCCCCUUCCUCCCAAUGAUCUCCCCUUCAUCCAAAAGGGCCUGAACAACGUCCCAAUGAUCUCCCCUUCCUCCCAAUGAUCUCCCCUUCAUCCAAAAGGGCCUGAACAACGUCCCAAUGAUCUCCCCUUCCUCCCAAUGAUCUCCCCUUCCUCCCAAAGGGCCUGAACAACGUCCCAAUGAUCUCCCCUUCCUCCCAAAGGGCCUGAACAACGUCCCAAUGAUCUCCCCUUCCUCCCAAAGGACCUGAGCAAUGUCCCAAUGAUCUCCCCUUCCUCCCAAAGAUCUCCCCUUCCUCUCAAAGGGCCUGAACAACGUCCCAAUGAUCUCCCCUUCCUCCCAAAGAUCUCCCCUUCCUCUCAAUGAUGUCCCCUUCCUCUCAAAGGACCUGAACAACGUCCCAAUGAUCUCCCCUUCAAGAGGAAGGAGGUGUUAUUGGGACCUGUUGGUGACAGAGCAGAGGCACAGUAUUUAUGAAUAUCUCAAGGAGUUCCACAGUGUGUGACUUUGUGGGUUUAAUGUUUGUCUUGAACAUAUUUUUUAACCAGCGUACUGAAUUUAAUGUAACGAGGAGGACUUUAGUGGGUCCACAUCAACCUGCUGAGAUGAAGGGGAAAUGUGAUGUUUUGAUCCCAAUAAUAUUGAUAUAACGGUGUGGUUACUGUCCACUAUAAAUACUAUUGAUAACAUGGUGUGGUUACUGUCCACUAUAUAUACUAUUGAUAACAUGGUGUGGUUACUGUCCACUAUAAAUACUAUUGAUAACAUGGUGUGGUUACUGUCCACUAUAAAUACUAUUGAUAACAUGGUGUGGUUACUGUCCACUAUAUAUACUAUUGAUAACAUGGUGUGGUUACUGUCCACUAUAUAUACUAUUGAUAACAUGGUGUGGUUACUGUCCACUAUAUAUACUAUUGAUAACAUGGUGUGGUUACUGUCCACUAUAUAUACUAUUGAUAACAUGGUGUGGUUACUGUCCACUAUAUAUACUAUUGAUAACAUGGUGUGGUUACUGUCCACUAUAUAUACUAUU
Molecule: messenger RNA, 2054 nt
Organism: Oncorhynchus masou masou (cherry salmon)
Lineage: Eukaryota; Metazoa; Chordata; Actinopteri; Salmoniformes; Salmonidae
Product: DNA polymerase theta-like
Exons: 9
Coding region: 8-1006 (332 amino acids)
Biological process (GO): DNA-templated DNA replication; double-strand break repair via alternative nonhomologous end joining
Molecular function (GO): DNA binding; DNA-directed DNA polymerase activity
Source: RefSeq, a predicted model, not a curated record